AUGCAUCUUCUAAUAUUACUCCUGAGCAUUCCUUGCAAACUCCCGUGCUCUGGUUGGCUUCUAUGUAAAAUAAAGAUUUUAUCAUUAAAUUAUUAUAAUUUUAUAAUUAUUUACAAUAAAUGCUUAAUUAGAAAAAUUUACUCGAUAAAAAGAUUACCAAAAGCAAAUCAAAAUCCACUUGAAAAGCUAUUAAGUUCAGAUCCAGAUAGUGCCCGAAAAAAGUUGAAAGAGUUUGGGUGCACUUUUAAUCGUUCGGAUUUUGAAUUGAACAAAAAUGACAGAAUCAAUGCUGUUGAAAAUAAUGAAAUUGCAUACUUCUUUAAAUAUUUUUUUAUUUUUAUGGCGUAAUCUAAGGAAUAUGAGUUCGCUAAAGCUUGGUUUUCUUAAAAACAGAAAGCUAAAAUUUUAAAGCAAUGAUUAAAUAUAUUAAUAAAAUAUAUUUUUUAGGGGAGGCACAAAAAAAUUAGUUAGAGUAAAUUUAGCCAAUUUUUCAAAGUCUGAGCAACAGUUAGACAUUCUUGAAAACAAUGUUAGUCUUCCUCAUUGCAUUUCUAUGUGUCUCCUUCCUGAUAAAUCUAUAUUUUGCUAUGGUAAUGAUCCUGCAUCUGGAACAGCAUUUAUAUUGUAUCCAACUAAUAAUAUUAAGCAGCUUUCAGAUGGAGAUCCGUCAGGAAAUAUGGGUGCUGCGUAUCAUGAUGGCUUUAUAUAUUUAUUUGGAGGAUUAGAUGCUUCAGGUCAAGCAUGGAAUAAAGCAGCAAAAUAUGAGUUAUCAACUGAUAAGUGGUAUAAUCUGAAAAGCAAUUCGCUGCAUGCUCUCGGCAUAAAAUUUUUCAUAUUGAUUAAAGUAUUAUAUAGGCAAAACCCUACAACUCUGAAUUGAUCAAGAUUCUAAAAUAAUGGAAAAAAAGUUAAGUAGAGAAUAUAAAAUCAGUCCUCUGAAGGAAGCUCUGUAUUUGAUUUCAUGUAUUGCAGGAAAUUAUGAAAUUGCAUUUGUUGGGUAUCAAAGUAGCAAAAUAUAUUUAUAUUAUCAUAAGCAAGAUACUUAUAAUGAAAUUCAUCUCAACUUUGCAGCUAAUACUCUAAAAGUUUUGCUCCAGGCAGAAAAUAGAGUAUUUUUAAUUGAAUCCUCAAAAUAUAUAUAUGAAAGUGAGCUGUAUCAACUAACUCCUUCCUUCCGUGAGCGGAAAAAACCCCCAUUUUUUGCUCGAUAAUCCACACUCCCUGAGCGAGCAAAAAAUUUGUUUAUGGAAAAAAAAAUUGAUAUAAAAUGAUAACAGUACUAAUUCUGUUUAAUUUUAAACAAAUUACGUUUUAAAACAUAAAAUUACGAAUUAAAUUAAUGUUUGCCUUCCAAUUUUUGAGAAGUUAGAUUUUUUUUAAAUUUCAAAAAAAAAUUUAACCGCUUCCGUAAGCGAACAAGUUUGUUUUUAAACUCACAGAAGGGGGAGUGAGCAAUUGGAAAACUAUAGGAGUAUCGCAGAUUAGCUGCCAUUGCAGAAUAGCAUACCAAUUUUAUUGCAAUCAACUUAACUUAUACAUUAAUAGGCGUCUGCCGUAUUGUUAACGCAGUCACCAAGGACCUCGGUUUCUUGAGGUUCACCUGCUUUCCUAUAUAGUCCCAACUGGCCAUGAAGAUCAGCCAAGGGGGCAUAUACCUCCUCCUCUCCCCAAUUUCCUGCGGCUUAAGUGCUGAGUGGGCGGGCUAUGGAUUUCUGCGGCUGCUGCUUGGGUUGACAAGAGUUGGCUUCGAGAAAUUCCAAAAAAUGGAAUUUCUGUUCACCUGUCGGCAAGAAGGGAAUUCCUAAGUCCUGGGACGUAACGCCCAGUUUCACGCUAGGUAAUUGCCCGAUUGGUCUAGGCAUCUCCUGUAGACUUUGCUGGGCUUACCCUUUCCAAGCCUAGGCUCCCUUUUCCCUCGAGGAUAAAAUCCAUUCUGGUGUUUGAGCAUGAGCCAUGCUCUGCAGAAUUGCUUACCAUGGUAUUGUUGCCCAUUUCCGGAAAGGCAAAACCUUGCCGGAUAUAAUUAAAAUAUGUGUCGAGUAUGCAUGGCCGAGAGGCCAUACCCAGACGAAGACGCCAUAUUUUAAUUAUAUAAUUUAUUGCAAUCAAAGUUGCUAUUUCAUGGACAGGGAUUGUAAAAUAUAUAAAUUUGAUAUAAAAAGCUUACAAUUAACGAUGAAGAAGGUAUAA
Messenger RNA from Blepharisma stoltei, 2190 nucleotides. Lineage: Eukaryota; Ciliophora; Heterotrichea; Heterotrichida; Blepharismidae. The record is from the annotation of a GenBank genome assembly.